This is a messenger RNA of Schizophyllum commune H4-8, 357 nucleotides long. RefSeq lists its product as uncharacterized. The annotation marks the transcript as partial. The transcript is spliced from 4 exons. Gene Ontology annotation, molecular function: protein binding. The record is from RefSeq and is a predicted model, not a curated record. Lineage: Eukaryota; Fungi; Basidiomycota; Agaricomycetes; Agaricales; Schizophyllaceae.
CACCUUACGAUGCUCUUGAGGUGCCACUGUUCGGUGGCGCUUGGUCGCCAACGCCCUUUUAUAGUCUACAAUUCUGAGUCAUGGGCCUUUGCUACAGAUCCAAUGUCCUUCCAACAGGUUAUGAGCCCCAAAAGCACACCUGCAGCCUGCUACGCCCCGACGACGUAUUCUGCCACUCUUCCGCUCGUGCAUUGUCACUCCUCGACGCGACCUUCAGAUCACACCUCUGAUUCUGGCGAAUCAUUCGACUGCAAUGGAGAGAGGUUUCUGCACACCGCAGCUCGAACUGGACAUCUUAGUAUCGCCAGCAGGCGCCUUGAGCGUGGUGCCUCUUGCGCCGCGCACAGCAAGAGAACA